Messenger RNA from Acytostelium subglobosum LB1, 1194 nucleotides. RefSeq lists its product as hypothetical. Gene Ontology annotation, molecular function: peptidyl-prolyl cis-trans isomerase activity; protein binding. The record is from RefSeq and is a predicted model, not a curated record. The coding region runs from base 1 to 1194 and encodes 397 amino acids. The transcript is spliced from 2 exons. Lineage: Eukaryota; Evosea; Eumycetozoa; Acytosteliales; Acytosteliaceae.
AUGUCAAGUGUACAACCACAACAACAACAAGAGAUCAUAACUCAAGAUGGAGGAGUAAAGAAGCUAUUGAUUAGAGCUGGGCUCGAGUCUGAACCACAACCAGUCGAUGGCAAUGAGGUAGUCAUUCAUUACAAUGCAAAGAGAAUCGAUGGAUUGAUGUUUGAAGACACGAGAGCAUUGAAUGGACAUGCUUUUAAGUUCAUUGUUGGUCGUUGUACUGUGCCUGGACUCAACUUGGCUGUAAGGUCAAUGAGGUUGAACGAGUUGGCAACAUUUACAAUGCGAUCAAAGUACUGCUUUGGAUCACUUGGUUAUGGCACUGUCGUCCCUCCCAACUGCUCAUGUAUAUACGAAUUGGAAUUGAUCUCUGUGCGUACAUUGCUAGACAUCUCACACGAUCAAUCAUCAUCAUCAUCAUCAACAUCAACAACAACAUCAUUGUUAAAGGCUAUUACCAAACAUAGUACAAGCGAUGAUCGUCCAACUUAUGAGUCAAGAGUUGUUGUAUCAUACAAGUCAAAGUUGUUGGAUGAUGUUGCGAAUAACAACAUAUCAAGAGAACGUUAUGAAUACGUCAUUGGCGAAGACAGAACAGUACCAUUGGUAUUGGAUACGAUUGUACAGAGCAUGGGUCGCGAUGAGCAAUGCACAGUUUACAUCACAUCAGGCGACAGCAAAGCACUGCCCUCUGAGCUCGAGGUUACUCUGCACUCAUUCAAACGCCCGCCUCAGGUCAACUUGUCGAGCUACCCUGUGGACGAGUUGUUAAAGAUGGCAAUGGCAAGAAAGGAUAUGGCUGCCGAGCUAUUCAAGGCCAAACACUUUGAGUUGGCCAUUCGCAAGUAUCAACGUGCCAUCGAUAUCCUGGUGCAGGGAAUGAAGGAUCGCAAACAUGACGCAGCCAUGGACGAACAGUGUCGCGCGAUGCGCAUUCAAUGCACGGUCAAUCAGGCAGUGUGCCAUCUACAACUAUUACAAUGGAGUCAAACAAUCAGCAAGAGCACAGAUGCACUGAGACAGCAGUCUGGCAACAUCAAGGCUCUGUUCCUUCGCGGCAAAGCACAUCUAGCCAUGCACGAGCAUGUCCAGGCCAAGCGAGACUUUGAGUCAAUACUUCAGCGCGAUCCAAACAACACCGAAGCCAAACAACAACUGGCCAGCAUCGGUGGCAAAACAGCAACAACAACAAGGUAG